AUGGGCAAGAUUCGCUCUACGCUGGACCGAUAUAGUGACCCUGCCGCCACUCCGAAAAGGUCGAGUCUCGCAUCCUCAUCCAGCGGGCAUGGUCGGUCCCCAUACUGUUCCUCUCCACCGCCAGGUGAGGGRGCAAAUCUGGCAGAUGUUGCUGAAGGGCAGGAUGAAACAACCAAACCACCGCCUCUUUCUGCUGCCGUUGAAGACCCGCAAUCAGUCUCCGCUCCGGCCAGCUCUUCUCGUCAAGGACCGGCCUUCUCCAGGUGGCUCAGUACAUUGCGCAAGAAGCGGCACAGUCAAUCUCAACCGCAGGAAGAGCAGGGAUCACCUCAAGAUCUUCAUCACAAGAAUCGUUUACCAGAGUCCAAGACUGGGCACGGCCACAUCAAAUCAGACUCCCAAGGAUCGUCACUUGGUUUUGUCACUGCGGUCAAGUCCGCCACGGCCACGCUGGCGAGUGCAAGCAUUGCAACGGUUUCUCGAACAGCUUCCAAAUGGCGUCGUGGUCAGCAGCGCUCCAGUCUGAUUUCGGGCUCGGAUCAUCGUCCAUCUGUGGAUAGUCAGUGUUCUGUGUACGACGCGGCGGCCAUGGAGAGGGAAAGGAAGCGACGGGCGAAGCUGGAAGAGCUGAUACGAACGGAGGAGAAUUAUGUUGCUGAUCUGAAGGCUCUCAAUGAUGCAUACUUUACGAUCCUCAGCCACCAGCCGACUUCUACCAGCUUUGCGAGACGGUCUGCACAGAGGACCGUCGCGGAGAUUCUUGACCUUCAUGAUGGCAUAUUGGGUCGCCUCCAUGAAGCUGUACCAUUCUCAGAAUAUGAUCAGCGUAUCGCCCGUAUCCCGCCGACCGUUCGCACACACAAUCGGUGGCACAGUGUUGAUGUUGUCCCGGUGCGAACUACCCCUACGCGGUCGACGCUUGCCACGAUUCGCCAAGGGCGGCGAUCCCUCAAUCUCAGUCGGUCGACGGAGGAAGAGCCGGCUGUGAUGCGCUGCAGUCCAGCUACUGUAGUCGCCGUCGUCCGCAUCUUUGCCUCCAACAUGGCUCGAUUUUCUGUGUAUGAAGACUACGGAGCCAACUAUGAUCUGGUGCUGCAGGAUGUYGACGAAACCCAACACGCCAUUGCCGGCUGGGCCGACUUCGACAAGGCGAUUGAAGCAAUUUCAGCCCAUGUCAAUCCCACGAGAACACGGGAGGCGAAUCGAAAGAGGGCCAUGACAGUGAAAGACCUGUUGAUAAAGCCAAUUCAACGACUACCCCGAUACGAGCUACUGUUCAGCGACCUGAGUACUCUCACACCAGCCUGUGACGAGCCCACCUUCCAUGCUGAGAUUGAUGAUGUUCGUGCGGCGUUCAAUGAAAAGUCUAUCCUCAUGAAUGAAGCGAAGAAGAACCCCGCCCAUGCAAGAAUAAUGGAAACGACAUKGCUGAUUGGCGAUCGCUUGACGUUUUCAACCAGCCAACUGCCAAAGUCGGUCUUUUUGCAGCUACUCGGCCCAGUGUCCCUCUGCGGCUGCCUACACAUUGCAUAUCGCAGCAAAGAUCAUCGUAUCAAGGGAUUCUACGUCAUUUCGAUCUUGUUUGGAACGAGUCUGCUGCUUGCCUCAUCGGACGAUGAUCAAUCAAGAUACAGCGUUCUUGCAGGCAUCACUCUGGUCAAUGCAACAGUCGAGGAGACUGACAACAACAAAGGCUUACAAUGCCAUACAGCUCCCCAUUCGUGGAAGAUUGUAUUCGAGCAGAGUGCCAAGAUGUACGAGCUCAUCUUCACGGCUUGCUCGGCAGUGGAGGCUGAUGCGUGGCGGGCAUACAUUGCUAGCGGGAUUGAAGCGCAGACACAGCUCGUGGCGGAUGGCAAGAUGCACCCGGUGGCUCUCUCAUCUCCUCUGAUACUCGACAUGAAAAGCAUGGGCAAGGCUUUUGGCAAGCCAUCGAGUUUUGUCCGCCGCAUGCCAGUCCGGGCGGCCACCGUAGGCCCGACGACAGAUUUGAGUCAGGUCAUCAUCGCGAACACUCAGUCAUUCAAGGAGGCUCAAGAGUAUAGAUCGCAGGCAUCCUUGCAGAUCCCACGUUCCCAAUCCGUGGCCACUCCAAGCCACGUGCACACGCUGGCUCCUCGACGCUGCGACAGACACCGCCUGGAAAUCAUUCUUGCUGAUGUUUGGACAAGAGACCAGCUUCCUUAUCCAGGAAUGAUCAGGCGAACGGAUCCUAUACGGGCUUCUGCAAAUCAUGUCAUACGCAAGUUCAGCAUGGCGAGCAUUACCAGCAACUUCUCAUCCUCGAAAAGGAACGGAAGCCACACCAGCAUUAGCUCCUGGCGUAAGGAGGAGGUGCCGCCGCUCCGCAGCAGAGCCAGUGGUCGGGAUACUACAAGCAGCUCCAUCAGUUCGAGGCAAUCUAGGGUGCCAGUGGUCAAUUUCCACACGGCGCCUGAUGCCUUCUUACCGGCGGACUUUGAUAUCACUGCGGGUCCGCCCAAGAAGAAGAAGUCGGCGCUGAGGACAUUUACAAUGACCAUAGAACGGCCAUUUUCACCAUUGAUGGAGAGUGAAAAUGUUCAGUCGGGAGUGAGGAGGGCUGAAAGUGUACGUGAUGCCGUGGUUGAUGCCUUUUCACGACCGGCUUGGUCACCUACGCCGAUCCAUCAAAGAGACAUGAAGCCGCCGGUAUACAGCACGGUGCACGAGGGGAGAAAGGGGCCUGCGAAGUUGCAUGUCAAGGAGGGAAGUGAAGAGACUGUGGUGGGCGGGUCGGACCUCGGAGGGCCGGACUUGAGAGGGCCGCGCAAGACCAGGAGUAGGCUGUUCGGGAAGCUUUUUGGAUAG
Molecule: messenger RNA, 2829 nt
Organism: Ramularia collo-cygni
Lineage: Eukaryota; Fungi; Ascomycota; Dothideomycetes; Mycosphaerellales; Mycosphaerellaceae
Exons: 5
Coding region: 1-2829 (942 amino acids)
Biological process (GO): regulation of GTPase activity
Cellular component (GO): cytoplasm
Molecular function (GO): guanyl-nucleotide exchange factor activity
Source: RefSeq, a predicted model, not a curated record